AAUAAUCAAAAUACGGAGGCUCUUAUUGGAGUCAUGUAUUUUGAUUUGCGCAAUUCAUUUUAUUAAAUUGAAAAAAAUAUUGUUGUGGUUCUGCACCCUCUUGAUUGAAUGCACAUGUUGUUGGUUGAAGUCGCUUUGGAUAAAAAAAGCGACUUGAAUGUAAUAAUCUCUCACAGACUUUAAAUUAUUUACGUUUUCAGUAUAUUUAACUUUAUUAAAAUAUACACAUAUUUGUGUCUUCAGUGCUUAAACCAAACAUAAUAUCAUCAGAUCUUUAUGGAAAUAAACUUUAUGAUCAUUAUGUCAGUAGUAAUAUUAAGUGCAAGGCAUCCAUCAGGCUGCAGUCCAUCUGGCCACCACCAGGUAUCGUUAAAGUUAAUUUAUUCUCCUCUAACCCAUUAACGCGAGAAGCACUAGGACCCAGCAGGAUCCUCUCAUGCUGCCUUCCCGUUCGUCUCAGAAAUGUCAGAAUCAAAUAUCAUCCUGUGUUUUACAGCAUACCGUUUCAUUUGUAGCUCAGUUUAAUAGAAAUACUACUUCUUAGAAAACACAAACAUCAUCAUGAGAUUAUAAUAUUUGGUCAUAUUUAUUCCAUCAUUGUGAUUCAAGCUUUUUAUGCUGAGUAUAAUUAUCAAUCAACUAUUAAAUUAGCUUCACAUUCCCUGUCUGAGAGUAAGAAAACCUCGACAGCCCCUGAACGCACCACAAGCAGCGUGGUGCCGCCCUGCUCAUUUUCCGGCAGCUACGACUAUCCACUGGCUCAUUCUGACGGGACUGUUUUCUGUUAUUUUCUAUUUUCAAAGCUUCACUACGAUUCAUGCAUUCAUUAGUUAUAUAUUAUUUAAAAUCACAAAGCAGUUUUCCGGAAAGGGAAGAAACAAGAUUAUUUGGGAUUUUACAAAUUCCGUUUUUGUUAUUAUUAUUGUCAUUAUUUAAUAGUAGUAACAGUAUUAGUAGUAGUAUUUCUUACUGAUAUUCUUUCUGAUUUUUUCAUACGUUUAAUUAAGUCCUUAAAGUCUUAAAGAGGAGGAUUCUUUCAUCAUCUGAAUAUUUGACCAGAUUGGGUGUUGUUCGAGUGGCAGGCCGUGUGGGUUCGGUCCUGAUGGCGGCUAACCGGGUGGGACGGCGGAUGAAUAAGUCUUGUAGUAAUCAGUCCCCCAGCCGGGCCAGUGCUGAUCGUGAUGCGGCUCAGAACCUUCAGCGCCGGCAUAUCCGGGUUACUGUGAAGUACAACCGGAAGGAGCUGCAGAGGAGGAUGGAGGUGGAGAAGUGGAUCGACUGUGAACUGGAGAAGCUUUACAAGGGAAGGGAGGAGGACAUGCCAGCGGAGGUGAACAUUGAUGAACUUCUGGAUUUACGGACGGAUGAGGAGAGGACUGAGAGACUGCAGGACAUCUUUCACUCCUGUAACAAGGAAUCAAAGGUCUUUGUCUGUGAACUUCUAUUUAAGCUUCAUGGUUUACAGAAACACGAGGAUCUGCACAACAACGGUAUCGACCUCCCUCAGCUUCACAUCUACCCCACCCGCCCCGGGUCAGCUGACAGGGAGGUGCUGCACUGAUGGACCAAGUGAACCAAUCAGUUCCCGACCAUCGAAACCGCCACACCAGCUAUACCCUGCACACUAACACCUCCGACAACCUGAAGACUCCCUCCAACUCUAUUGUCCACUGUUUCUACGCCAUCCGUGUCCCCCGAACCCCUGAACUUUGUGUUCACAUCUGAUCACUGUGUAAAGACUCAAUUCAACUCA
This is a messenger RNA of Gasterosteus aculeatus aculeatus (three-spined stickleback), 1753 nucleotides long. RefSeq names its product protein phosphatase 1 regulatory subunit 14A. Gene Ontology annotation, biological process: regulation of phosphorylation. The record is from RefSeq and is a predicted model, not a curated record. Gene Ontology annotation, cellular component: cytoplasm. Gene Ontology annotation, molecular function: protein serine/threonine phosphatase inhibitor activity. Lineage: Eukaryota; Metazoa; Chordata; Actinopteri; Perciformes; Gasterosteidae.